Epinephelus moara (kelp grouper) is the source of this 2904-nucleotide messenger RNA. RefSeq lists its product as uncharacterized. Lineage: Eukaryota; Metazoa; Chordata; Actinopteri; Perciformes; Serranidae. The transcript is spliced from 6 exons. The coding region runs from base 623 to 2326 and encodes 567 amino acids. The record is from RefSeq and is a predicted model, not a curated record.
CAAGCAUCCUAAAGCAGAGUAGCAACAGAGAAGCCCAUUGGCCGGCAGAUCACAGCAGCUGAAAUAGCUAUGUAAACACUUUCCCUCUCUCCGUGAGCCCCAGUAAUUAUAGCCAGGAUGCUGGUGACGACAGUUGUCCCAUCGAGACUUCAAAUGCUGGAAUAAAUUUGACAUUAUGAUAUUUGAUCUCGGCUCCAUUGGCGCGCCCACGUAAACAGUGGGGAGCGGUAUAAAGGCUGGGGACCCCGGCUGGAACAGAAGUUGUUUACCCUUUAGCUCAGCGCUCCGGACUUAACCCUGACACCGAGGCGUGACUGUAGGGGAACUGGGGCCCUUUAAAUCCAGCUCGCGGGGGGUUUACGUAACAGAGAGGAGGAAAAGUGAGGGGGAAGCACCGCAGAGAGGGGACUUGACAAUUAGGAGCCGAGGGGAGUGAAUGUGUUGGAGAGGACAGUGCGCAGAGCAGACUGAGGAUUAAUGCUGGAGCAGUGAAGACAUUUAUUCUGACAGAGUGUUUCCAGGCCAUCGAUCCCUCCGAACAGACCGUGACCUCUGACAGGAAACAGGAGAAAGGGGAAAUUGCCAUUUAAAGGGGGCCUCUGGGUAUUGAACGGCCUGCGUCAUGGCAGCCAUUGAUCUGGAGCGUGGGCUGGAACACGGAGGCAGAGGCUGGGGACAAGAGAGGCCGGAGCUGAUGGACAACUUCGACUCGGAGAUGCAGGAGUGGGAGGACCAGCUGCAGGACAUCCAGAGGAAAAUCGAAGAGUUGUACAAUGAAGUCCAGGCCCGCAGAGGAGCGAACGAUAUCACUACUGACAGCCAGAAAAAUGGCGGCGAGUUGGAGUGCCACCACGGCAACGGUCUUUUUGCACCCGGCCAUCACGGCAAGAAUCACGCUGGAGCUAUAACUGUGCCACAUCACUAUAGCAACGGCUGCAACUACAGCUCCAAUGGGUACAGCUACCCUGUUAGUCAUCAGAAUGGCUACGGUUACUGCCACGCCAACUCAGAGAUCGGAGACUUGUUGCAGGAUUACUUGGGGCAGGGGAAGCAGAUGAGCCGGAAGAACAAUGGAGCUCGCCACGUGCGCUUCAGUGACACAAUCAAGGUGAGCCCAGGAACAGAGAUCAGAAGAAGUUCUGGAAAUGAAAGGCCUAGUCACGAGCAGUUUUUGGGUAGUUUUGAGGAGACUGAAAACAGGAAGAACCAAGUGUCUCACAUGAAGAGCUCCCCCCGCAGAGAGAGUUCCCCCAACAAAGAAAACACAGGUGCCAAGCCCCCUCUUGGACAAAGGGAUGCUCCUGCAGUACAGCCACGCUCACAGCUCCCAAUCACAACAGCUGAAUCUCCUGCCCUGGACAGGAAGUCCAUCGGCCCUGGCGUCCUGGGAGACAGGAAGUGUGGCAGCCCCUCUGUCCUCAGGAAGUUUGGAGCCAUGCUGCAGGAAAACGAGGGCAAAACGCUCACCGAAUCCGGGGUGGUGACCCAUCAGGGGCUGGCUCCAGAGCCAAAGUGCCCCACCCCUGGCUGUCAGCGCAGAGCUCUGGGAGCCACUGCAGUCGGCGGCAGGGCGCCCAUGCGCGUGCCUACCCAGAAAUGCCAAGCAGAUUCCGACGUGCUGACAGCAGAGGUAGAACCUGGCCAAGAAUGGGGGUUAGCAUCAGACUCUGGUAGACAGAACCACGGCAAAGAUCACAGAGGAGGCUACAGCGGUUCUAAAGGGUCCCAGCGGAGUCCACAGCUGGCCCAGAGGAGAUCACAGGUGGCGGGCAGCCCAAAGAUUAGACCCAGGGCGAACAGCGGGGCAGACAGAGAUGGAGCUCAAGGGGAGAGAGCAAGGAAGCUUGCACCCCAACAUGGGGAGUCUAAAAUGGACUACAGGGUCUCAAGUGCUUCAUCUGGAGCUCAGAAGAUCCAAAGGGGAGGGUUAGCUGGACAGGAGUCGCCAAGUUGUGGCAGAGUGAGGGAUGAAGGACUUAUUGAGCUGCUGGACAUGCUGGAGAUCCAACAUGAGUACAGCUCCAGUCCCAGAGCAGGAAACACAGCUUACAGACAGGAACCACAGCAGGUAAACCCAGCCCAGUUGUCCCCAGCCAAUCUUAAGAAGAGCUUCUCUCGUCCUGCGCGGCCAGCCAACCAGCGACCUCCCUCCAGGUGGGCUGGCCGCACCCCUACUGCCAUCAUCACCACCCCAUCAGGCCCAAUGUACCGUCCCCCAAGCCCUCUGAAUCGCCCCCCAAGCCCCAUGACCAGAACCCCAAGUCCCGCCCUGAAGCACCGGCCUCUCAUGACCUACUCUCUUCAGACUGAGACGGUCAUUAUGUGACACUUUCCAUUUCAAUAGGAAAACCCUCUCUGUGUAAAUAGUAAGGACUUUUCUGUGAAACAAAGUGCUUUAAGAGAGUUACAACGAGAUGCUUAAUUUCACCUUGAUGCCAUGUUCGAGAGAAAAACACAUCCACAACAUUCUCCAGUGUUGCUGUGGCUUUUUGCUUCUUCUGUGCUGAAACCUUUGCCAACACAUUAACAUAUUGCUUAGUUGCAGUUCCCCCCCUUUAUCCUCUUUUUGUAUUGAAUUUCAGGUGUUUUCUGUAUUAUGAGAUUUUGCAUGCAGCCCCAGUUUGAGGGUGCAUGCUCAUGUGUUUCAUCCUCAUGGUUGCCACGUUGAAUCAAAUUCAACCUGACCACCAGCAGGAGCAGAUUAAGUCGCAACUGUGCUCCCAGCAGCAGCAACCUGCUAACUGUCAACAACAGUGUGUUUUACUGUAUCAUAUUGUCAAAGUAAUAUAUUUAAGAUGUUCAAAUAACAGCUGUGACAAAUGACUAUGAUAUGCCUUUAAUGUAUUUUUUUUUCUUGGUAAUAAAUAUGACAGUGCUUUGACUUGAAGACUCUCGUCUCUGUGU